Molecule: messenger RNA, 8358 nt
Organism: Hypanus sabinus (Atlantic stingray)
Lineage: Eukaryota; Metazoa; Chordata; Chondrichthyes; Myliobatiformes; Dasyatidae
Gene: khk
Product: ketohexokinase
Exons: 11
Coding region: 2587-3618 (343 amino acids)
Biological process (GO): fructose metabolic process
Molecular function (GO): ketohexokinase activity
Source: RefSeq, a predicted model, not a curated record
AAACAAACAAAAACAGAACAGGUAUAACAACCCCCAAAUCCCUCUUCCCCGUUUAUCAAAAACUAACAAAAACAGAACAGGUAUAACAACCCCCAAAUCCCUCCUCCCCAUUUAUCAAAAACUAACAAAAACAGAACAGGUAUAACAACCCCCAAAUCCCUCUUCCCCAUUUAUCAAAAACUAACAAAAACAGAACAGGUAUAACAACCCCCAAAUCCCUCCUCCCUGUUUAUCAAAAACUAACAAAAACAGAACAGGUAUAACAACCCCCAAAUCCCUCCUCCCUGUUUAUCAAAAACUAACAAAAACAGAACAGGUAUAACAACCCCUAAAUCCCUCCUCCCCAUUUAUCAAAAACUAACAAAAACAGAACAGGUAUAACAACCCCCAAAUCCCUCCUCCCUGUUUAUCAAAAACUAACAAAAACAGAACAGGUAUAACAACCCCCAAAUCCCUCCUCCCCAUUUAUCAAAAACUAACAAAAACAGAACAGGUAUAACAACCCCCAAAUCCCUCCUCCCUGUUUAUCAAAAACCAACAAAAACAGAUCUGGCACAUGGACCCCCAAAUCCCUCCUCCCGCCCAGAGUUAGCAAUAAUAGGCAUUUUGCUUUAGUUUGAGGCUCUUAGAUAGACACGUGACUAUGAAGGGGAUGGAAGGAUAUGGAUGAUAUGCAGGAGCAGGACAUUUAAGGUAAACCGACAUCAGAAUCAGCACAACAUGCUGGGCCAGCUGGCCUGUCCAUCACUGUGCAGAUCUAUACUCGUUCAUGUUACACAUCAAACAACUUAUUUGUCAAUGAUAGGUUGCAGAUUCUUUGUACACUUAGCAAUCCAGUUGUUAUAUAUCUAAUUUCAGUCAUUUAUUUGAUCAUUCCAUUGAAUUGUUUGUAUGCUUUUUCAUCUAUUAAAAUCAUGUGACCACUCAUAAUUGUAGCCUCACGCACAAGGGUGUAAGUUGCACGCUGUGAAGGGGUUAUUGCUCCACUUUUCAAUUUGAUAGCUCUCAGUCCCACUAACUCAGUUCAAGAAUAUGAACUGCAUGCCAAAUGUUCAACAAUAAUUGUUGGUAACCUCUGAAUUGGGAAUGAAUAUAUUAAUUUCUCCCUUAAGGCAAGAAGGGUAGUUUUUAAUUAUAAUUAUUUGACUGGAGCUUAGGUUUAAAUUACUUAAUUCAAUACCAAAUAGUGAUCAAACGUCUGAUUUUCUUUAUUGGAUUAGUUCUGCAAUACACUUGAUAAUUUGGAUACCAUGUGGUAAGUAAUUAUCAGUUCACAGUUACUUUUUUGGAAAGGGAGUAGAAAACCUCAGUAUUAUCAAGGCAAUCAUUACAUACGGAUGACCUUGUUGCAUUGAUCGCAAAAGGAAUGGGUGAGAGGUCAAAUUCUCAAGAGCCACAAAACAUUGUAAGACUUUAGCGUUUGCUUCUGGUUAAGGCUGAGGGAGUGAUUUACAUCCGUUGUUCUCUGCUUAAUCCCAAUAGCCAAGUCUCAGUUUAAUUAUUAUUUACAAAACAACUGUACACUUUGUUCAGUUGAAAACUUCUACAGAUGUAUUGUGGGGAGCGUUCUGACAGGCUGCAUCGUUGUCUGGUAUGAGGGGGGGGGAUUCAAAAGAAGUCAGUGAGAGUUGUAAAUUAGCUCUACCUUGGGUACUAGCCGCCAUACAUCGCUGUAUGUUGAAGACAUCUUCAAGGAGCGGUGCCUCAGAAAGGCAGCAUCCAUCAUUAAGGACCCCCAUCACCCAGGACAUGCUCUGUUCUCACUGUUAACCAUCAGGAAGGAGAUACAAAACCCUGAAGGCACAGGAACAGGCUCUUCCCCUCUGCCAUUGGAUCUUUAAUUGGACGUUGAAUCCAUGAACACUUUUAUCUCUGCUUUUGCACUAUUUUUAUUUAACUACUUAAUAUACAUAUAUAUAUACUUACUGUAAUUGAUUGCUUUCCCUGUACUUAUCAUGUAUUGCAUUGUACUGCUGUCGCUAAGUUUACAAAUUUCAUGACAUAUGUCGGUAAUAUUAAACCGGGUUUUGAUUGGUAAGUCUAUUGUGUGUGCAGAGGACAAAAGCAGGUAUGGAAAGAGAUGAGAAUGCAGUGUGUGAUUAGAUUGACUUUCCUCCUUUCUGAUGAAUAGUCUUCAACUUGAAGCCAUAACCCUGCUUCUCUUUCCAUGGAUGCUGUCUGGUGUACUAAAUAUAUCCAGUUUUUUUUUUUGCUGUUAUAUCAUUAAAAAUCCCAAUAAUAUGAUUGAUGCUUUGAGGUGGCUGAUUAUGUAAAUGAGCUUCUGGGACAGUGAGGCAGACAUUCUUGAGGAAGGAAUGCCACAUGGAAGACACUGAGUUCAUGGUCAAUGUUUAACAAACCUGUCAUUGUUCAAAGGGAAGGGCCAGUGGAAGAAUUGUGCAUGAUUUCUGAAGCAAGUUUGGUUUCAGUUUCGUAAGUUUUUUACUCUGAAAAACUUUGUUCUUGAUAGCCCUAUCUUACUUAACUUCUUUUUUAAACCUUCUUUAACAGAUCAAGCUUUUAGCAUAUGGAAAAGGAAAGAUUGAAAAAGAAAAAAGAAAGAAAGAAAAAGAUUUCUGAAGCAAAAUGGCAGCCAACGAGAAGCAAAUCCUCUGCAUUGGGUUAGUCUGCUUGGAUAUUAUUAACGUGGUUAACAAGUUUCCAGUCGAAGAUACUGAUACACGAUGUAUAUCUCAGAGAUGGCAGCGCGGGGGUAACGCCUCCAAUUCAUGCACAGUUCUCUCAAUACUUGGUGCUCCCUGUGGAUUCAUGGGCUCUCUUGCACCUGGGAGAGUUUCUGACUUUAUUUGUGAUGACCUCAAACGAUAUGGAAUUGAUGUGAAUGUGAUUGUUCACGCAGAAUCAUCCCUCCCAGCCUCCAUUGUCAUCAGCAACAUAAACAAUGGCUCACGUACCAUCCUUCACACAAACAGUUUCAUCACAGAUGAUUUUCAAAGCAGAGGCAUUAAUGUAUCCAACAUUGUGUGGCAGCAUGUGGGAGUUACACCUUGUGCUUGCUGUCUUGUGAACAUUACCAAUGGCUCACGAACAGUCAUACUGUCCGACAUGAAUCUACCAGACGUUACCGCCAAAGAUUUUGGGAAAAUUGAUCUUUCACAUUACAAGUGGAUUCACUGGGAGGGCAGAAAUGCAACCGAGCAGAUUGCUAUGAUGGAGCAGGUUGAACAAUACAACGCCAAUGUACCAGUUGAGCAACGGAUUACCACUUCCGUGGAAAUUGAGAAGACAAGGGAAGAACUGUACCAGCUCUUCAGACAUGGAGAUGUGGUCUUUGUCAGCAAAGAUGUUGCCAGACACUUUGGAUAUAAUUCAGCAUCAGAAGCAGUAAAAGGACUUUACAGUCGGGUGAAACCUGGUGCAUACCUCAUCUGUGCAUGGGCUGAGGAAGGAGCUGAUGCAAUGGGUCCUGAUGGAGUCUUUCAUUCAAAUGCAUUUCCUCCUAAAAAACUUGUGGAUACUCUUGGAGCUGGAGAUACUUUCAAUGCAGCUGUAAUAUUUGGAUUAUAUAAUGGCAAGUCUAUUCAGGAAGCAUUGACAUUUGGUUGCCAAAUUGCUGGGAAGAAGUGUGGAAUUCAAGGAUAUGAUGGAAUUGUAUGAGGAAACCCAAAAUGCAUUGGAGGAAUAAAUAGCUACAGUUAAUUAAAAUUAGAAAAUUCUGCAGAUGAACUUUGAUUUUCGAUCAUGCAGUCACCUGAUCUGCAGUUAUAUAAAAUAUAUUUGUGAUUUUCUUUGAUUCUAAAAUGAAUUUUAGAAUACUUAAGCUUGCUAGAUCUGCUGUAGAUCUUGUUCACUGUUUACCAUCCAACUGCAUGCUGCUGCAUAACUGCAAUUGAAUCUCAGUACUCAGUCACAGUCAAAUAAUCUACCACAGAAUCAGAUGUAAGGUGAGAAUAGCAACAAUGAGUAAAUCUUUUAAACCACACAUUCAACUUGAUUUAUUCUUAAAGCUGCAAUAUAGUUACCCCAGUUAACUUUGUUCUGGUGGUUGGGGAGAGCAGGAGUGAGGGCUGAUGAAUACUGGAUAACUUGAUGUAACUGAAUUUAAAGUUUAAACAAGCAAGACAUUUAAUUAUGUGUAUAACAUAAUGUAUUUUUUUAUUAAUCUUUGGAGCAUCUGGAAUUUCACCUUUUUCAUUCCCGUGGACUGAAGUGUAGCAGUUUAUUUGGAUUAUACUGGAGUUAUGUGAAUAUAGCAGAUAUUAAUUCGAACAAGAACCAAGUUUCAGUGUCGAUUGUAAAUGUAAGUAAGUUCAGGAAGUUUGCAAUUAGCUUUCAGGUUUUAUUGUAAAUUGUAAGCAGUAAAUUGAAGUGAAAAGCACAGAGUGCGCCACUGACUAAGAGUGGCACACUGAGACAAGCAUUAAGACAAUGAGUUUGUGUUAAUUGGCUUGUAUCAAACCAGGCAACAUGGCUAGUUAAAUCAUCUGCUCCAUUGUGAUUUGACUGUAAACUAGCAGACCAGACGGCUAUUGUCACUUAGAAUGUCAAACGUGGUCACAAGUCGACCUCCAGAGUCAAUUACAAUAUGCUUCCACUGUGUCUCCCAAAGGAACCAUUUGUCAAUCCAGAGUAAUGAAGUAAACAAUGUCAUUUUAACUAUUGAAAUUGUAUUGAAUUGCCUACUGUUACCUUUGAUCUUAAGGGUAUAAAAAUGUGAUGUACUUUUGGGUGUCACAAUCAUGGACUCUGCUGCAGAGUCGAUGCCCCGUGCAGGCAGUCUGUGGAAUAUGUUUGGCAUUCGUGCUAAUGAUAUGCACAUUCCAGCUAAUUAGUGUUCCAUUGUGGUGGUAUUUAUCUCCCUUCUAUUCAUUCUAGUCUGGUCGAGACUUGACCAAAAGCACUGCUCCCUACCUACCAUCUUCCUUUUCUAGGAAAAAAGACUACAGUUUUGACUGACGCUGUCGAGGAGUGAUAUUCAUUUAGUAUUUAGUUGUUGCUUCCAUCUGCAGUGUUGGCAUUAACUUUCAGUUUGGGAAUUUUUUUUAUUUUAACAGCCCUGUUGGCCUAGCAUUUAUUAUUUCUCUUUUCCUUUAAAUUCUGCAACUGUUCUCAUUAAAGUCAGUCCACUGUUAACCCGUUUCAGUCUCUCUCUGUCUGUACUUGAGCCAUAUCUGAUCGUUUUGACAUUGGUUUGUGAGCCUCUACCAAGAGUGUCUCCAGAAUGAUGCCUGCUAUGAUUUUAAGAAAUUUGUCUUGAUCAUGCAGAAGAUGAAUAAUGAAAUGAUGCUCAUGGACUGGUCAGAAAUCAGAUGGUAGAGGGAAAGGAGCUGUUCUCAAAAUGUUGAAUUUGGGUCUUCAAACUCCUGUACUUCCUCACCGAUGGCAGUAAUGCAAAUGCUUAAUUAAGUAAUGCUUAAUGACGGAUGCCACCUUCUUGAGGGACUGGUAAACAUGUCCUUGAUGGCAGGUGGGUUGUGCCGCUGAGAGAACUAGCUGAACCUACAACCCUCUUCAUCCUUCAUUGUUCUGCAUUGGAGGCUCUAAACCGGGUGGUGAAGCAACCAGACAGAAUGCUCUGUUUAGAAAUUUGCAUGUCUUUGGUGACGUAACAGAUCUCCUCAAACUCCGAAUGAACUAGGAGUCGGCAUGCCUUCUUAGUGACUGCAUCAGCGGGUUGGGCCCAGAAUAGAUCCUCUGAGAUGUCAAUACUCAGGACAUUGAAACUGCUCAUCCUUUCCACCACUGACCCAUCAAUGAGGAGUAGUGUAUGUUCCCCUUCCUCCAGUCUAUAAUUAAUGCCUUGGUCUUGCUGAUUUAUUGUUUUAUUUAUUAAGGUACAGUGCGCCAUAGACCUUUCUGGCCCUUCGAGCCACACUACCCAGAAAUCUGCCAAUUUAACCCCAGCCUAAUCACAGGACAAUUUACAAUGAGCAAUUAAUCUACCAACCGGUACAUCUUUGGAUGGUGGGAGGAAACCAGAGUACCCAGAGGAAACCCGCGUGGUCAUGGAAAGAGCGUGUAAACUCCUUGUAGGCAGUGGUGGGAAUUGAACCUGGGACGCCAGAACUGGAGAGCGUUGUGCUAACCACUGUGCUACAGUGCUGCCCCUAUUAAGUGUGAGCUUGUUGUUACAACACCACUCACCUCAUCACUGAGAUUGCUGUAUAAUAGUGGUGUCACCAGUGAAUUUGUGGAUGACAUUUCAGCUGUGCCUAGCCACACAAUCAUGAGUGUAGAGCAAUGGGCUAAGUAUGCAUCCUUGAGGCAUGCCUGUGUUAAUCGUCAGAUGUUAUUACCGAUGUGGAUUGACCAUGAUCUCCCGAUGAGGAAGCAAAGAUCCAUUUGCAGAGGGAGGUACAGAGGCCCAGCUUUUGAAGCUUGUUGAUUGGUACCAAGGGGAUGAUGGUGUUGAGGGCUAAACUAUGACUAAUAAACAGCAGUCUGACAUGUUUUGAGGUUGUCUAGGUGCUCCAAAGCCAAUGGGAUUACAUCCACUGUAGACUUGCUAGGGUGGUAGGCAAAUUGCAAUGGGUUUAUAUCCUUGCUCAGACUGGAGCUAACCAACUCUUUCUCAACUAUUAUUUUGAUAGAUUGACAGCUGAAAUGUUUACAUUCUAGAUUGCAAGUUCACAAACAUUUCAAUGUAAAUUACAAAUGCAGCAAUUAUAAAAUAGAAACACGCUUGGUUGCAGUGGCCUUUCUGGCUCCACAAAUGGAGCAAAUGUUUACUCUCCACGGUAUUCUUAUGAUUGCAAGACCCUGUUAAACAAUAAUACAAGAUAGUACAAGUCCGGUUCAUUAGCGAGACGACAGCAGAGGAGCUAUGUAGGAUUGGGUUAUUACAUGGACCAGGCCCUUAUACUGUGACAUCGCGUGCUACAGCCACCCAGGGGAGAAGUUGCUGGAAGUGGCGUGAAAACAGAAGUGCGGUAGGCUUGUUGGAAUCUGUGCUAGGUUAAAGGCCAACCCCUGCCGGUCGGCUCUCCUGUCAACACCGCUCUCCAAUGUACUUCCCCGGACUGCCUUUGUCUGCAACUGUCCCAGUGCGAGAUGAGGAACAGCUGCGUGCCUUUCCUUACAGAAAUGUGGCUCUAGGGCAGCGUCCCAGAAACAGCUCGGAAUUAUCCUCUCUUCAUGUGGGUAGGAAUGCUGUCACCUCCGGUAAAACCCAGCGUUGUGACACGCACCUGACUGUAUCAGCCUCCGGGGCUGAGAUGAUCGACUCCGGAAUAUGGAUAGCUGGUGCAGACCCUUUGAAGAUUCAUGUUUUGCCGCCAGGGUUUCAAUGUUUAAAGAGCACCUGAAAUGUGGUUCGGUGCAGCAUUGUCAACUAAACUUUGGAUUCUCAUCUAGUGUCUCGUUUAGAACCCCGUCUACGUUUCAGUUUCGUAUCGUAUCUCGAUUCUAGUCUGGGAUGCGCCAGCACUUGGAUCCUAACAGAUUGGCAAUGCUAUCCUUUUGCCCCUUUGCCCGGCUAGUCACGCCUCCUCAUUCCGUCCUCGCUUUGCCCCCCGUUCUGCAGUUCGUGGGAGUUCACCAUUUACACAUCACAACAGUAAAACAAACGCUAGUUCAGCUAAUCAAAACAAUCCCUUCAGUUACCGUGCUCUACUGGUUAAUAACUCGUAAAAAUACGGAUUCUAGACACAGGCUUUCCAAACAAUUUCAUUUAUUUUCACUCGCCCCGUUACAUCAGUUUGUAGACAGCAGAUCGGCCCCUCAAAAGACCCGAGGGAUGGUUCGGGGCGUCCUAAAUUAAUGCCUGAGUUAGUGGGAGCAGGUGCACCACACCCCACACAGGAAACACCACUGGUGGGGUGGGGGGGGCAUUAUUCUGUUAUGUUCAUCUGAGCUAGUGAACACUGAUCUAUGGGUUAAAACUGUAGGAUGUUAGAAUCCCUGUUUAAAAUGUCCCAAUUGUGCAUCUGUAAUAACAAUAAUUGUUAUUGUUGUUAUUAUUAUUGUCAGUAUUGUUGUUAUUAUUGUUGUUGUUGUUGUUGUUGUCGUCUGAUCACGUGAUCCCCCCUCCCCCGACCAACAGUAGAAUUUCUCUGUCUAGGCCAGACAGAGGCAGAUUUAAACCCUCAGAAAUGCAGAGAGAUAAUCUGUAGAUGCUGGAAAUCCAAGCCACAUGCACAAAAUGCUGGAGGAGCUCAGCAGGCCAGGCAGCAUCUAUGGAAAAGAGUACAGUCGACGUUUCGGCUUUGCUAGAAAUGUGUUGAUGGUUGGUGAAGUGUUAUAUUGGAAAGUUAAAGACAAAGUGUGUCAUGGAGAAAGCCUCUGUAUAUUUAUAAAUUUUUGUACAUGUUUGUUUUCAUUUGUCUAUUUGUUUCUUCACAACUUUUGGAGAGCUUUUGCAUUUUUUUCACCUGAAACUAAAUAAAACUCCUUACACUA